GGGCUGGGCUAGGCGAGCCCGGCGGAGGGUGUCCCCCGCCCCGCGCCAGUCGAGGCGGAGCAGGGUUGGGGAACCCGGGCACGGAGGUGAAGCCCUGGCCGAGAAUCCCUUCCCUGGCGGGCGGGCCGAGGCUUCGCGGAGAGGCUGGUGGCCGCCGCCGCCUGCAGCGCAGCCCUUUUCCAGGGGCUCGCUCGGCUGAGCUGCCCGCGGAGCCGGACCCCGGCGCUGCGGCCCCGGGCGGAGACUGGAAACAGUUAGGUGAACCUUCCUCCUCUCUGCCCCUACUCCUGGGAAUGCUGGGGCUUUAUGUAAAAUGGAAUCUGGUUUGGAACCAGCUCAGGUAUGAGAGGAGUCCAAACUAAAAUCUUUCAGCCAUUGAUUAACCUUUAAUUGGAUUAAAGAUGAUAUCUAAUUGACAGUUCUUCACUAUUGGCUCCUUUUCAUAUGCAAAGCUGCCUUUCAUCCUGGUUAUUCAACUAUCAUCUACAGCACCUGCCUGUUUACAGUAAAAGCAAGUAAGUUACAGCAUCACAAUGUUACAUCAUCUAGUAUUUCUCUUAGGAAUGUCACUGGUAGCCAAAGAAAUAUUUGCAUUUACAAACUGCUAUUCCGAUGGCCAAAUUGCCAGGUAUUAUUUUUGUAACCUCACCGAGGUUCCACCUGUGCCCAAUAAUACAGUUAUACUCUGGCUAAAUUUCAACAAAAUCAGGCAAGUGAAUGCAUCCUCCUUCCCUCUGCUGGAACAGUUGCAGAUUUUGGAAAUUGGAACCCAGCUUGUCUCUUCCGUUACCAUAGGGAAAGCAGCUUUUAGGAACCUGCCAAACCUUCGAAACUUAGAUUUAGGAGACAAUAAGAUACUUCAUCUCGAUCCUGAUGCUUUUGUGAAGUUGUCAAAUGUACAAAUACUCCAGCUAUAUCACAACAGUCUUGAGGAGUCCAUUCUGGAAGAAGACUAUCUUCGAGAUAUGAUCUCCUUAGAAUAUUUGGAUCUUUCUGGAAACAAGAUCAAAAGCCUUCGCCCUCAUCGCUUAUUUUACCGUCUAAAAUCCUUGCAAAUUGUGAACCUGAAAAACAACUGGAUACCCAUCUUAUGUGAAGGAAACCUUGAUAGCUUCCAGGGAAAAUUCUUCACAUUGUUUAUUCUCAAUUUUAAUAAAUUAUACUACCCAAUUUCUAUGGACUGGGCCAAGUGUGGAAAUCCUUUCAAAAACAUAGCCCUGGACACCCUGGAUCUUGGUGGCAAUGGCUGGGGUGUAGAUAUAGUGCAACACUUCUGCACAGCUGUGAAUGGGACUUCAAUUGUUUUUUUGAAGCUUAGCCAUCACAUAAUGGGUCCAGGAUUUGGCUUUAAGAACUUGAAAGAUCCAGACCAAGAUACAUUUGCAGGGCUAGCAAGAAGUGGCGUUCGCUUACUGGAUAUUUCACAUGGUUUUAUUUUCUCUCUCAAUCCUUAUGUAUUUCAGAGCCUUGGUGAUCUGGAAUUGCUGGACCUUCACAACAACAAGAUAAAUCAGAUCCAAAAACAAGCAUUUUUUGGUCUGGGAAACCUAGGAACUCUCAACCUGUCAUAUAACAUUCUGGGGGAGCUGUACGAUUAUACUUUUGAGGGGCUUCAGAAUGUGAUGCAGAUUGAUUUGCAACAAAAUCAUAUUGGAGUAAUUGCUGGGAAUUCAUUCAGGGAUUUAAGAAGGUUAAAGUUGGUGGAUCUCCGGGACAAUGCCAUUAAAACUCUCCCUUCUUUCCCAGCCAUGAUCACUCUUCAUUUAAGUGACAAUAAGCUAUUAUCUGUAAGUAACCAGAGAAUAAAUGCAACAAUCCUUAUCUUGGAAAGAAACAGACUGGACAAUCUGGGUGAUCUUUAUAUUCUUUUACAAGUUCCAGAUGUGAAGUAUAUCUUGUUAAGACAAAAUCGUUUAUCUUAUUGUGUUAAAAGUGUUGAUGUUAUAGAAAAUAACCAGUUAGUCUACUUGGAUCUAGGAGAAAACAUGUUAAAGCUUGUGUGGGACAGAGGUUUAUGUUUGGAUGUGUUCAGGCGACUUUCCAAACUAGAGGUGCUCCACCUGAAUAACAACUACCUUACUAUCCUUCCACAGGAUAUUUUUAGUGGUCUAACAUCAUUAAACAGACUUAACCUAGCCUCCAACCUGUUGUCUUAUCUUUCUCCUGGUGUUUUCCCUGAGAGCCUAAAGACACUUAAUAUGUCUGAAAACCAACUUCUUUCACCUGCCCUUGAGCUCUUCAUGACUUUGAGUAUCCUGGAUAUAACAAAUAACAGGUUUUUCUGUGAUUGCAGUUUAAACACCUGGACAGCACGGUUAAAUCAAACCAAUGUGACCUUAGCUGGCUCAGAAAAUGACACAUACUGUAUACUCCCACCUUUUUUAACCAGGGUUCCACUCUCUUCAGUGGCACUUGAUGGCUGUAAUGAAGACGAACUCCAGAAGCCUCUACAGUUCUCACUGUUCAUCUUCACUUCAGUCACUCUGAUAAUGUUCCUAACAGCAGUCAUCAUUUUUAGUCACUUUCGGGGGACUUGUUUUGUCUGGUAUAAGACCAUCAAAGGUGCUAUGCUAAAAGAACGUAAGCAAGCAAUAGAUACAAGUGCAUAUCAAUAUGAUGCAUAUUUAUGCUACAGCAACAGAGACUUUGAGUGGGUCCAAAAUUCAUUGAUAAAGCACCUGGACUCUCAGUACUCUGAGAAAAACAGAUUUACUUUGUGCUUUGAAGAGAGAGAUUUCCUGCCUGGGGAGGAACAGAUCACCAACAUCCGUGAUGCCAUUUGGAACAGCAGGAAGACCAUUUGCAUUGUGACAAGGCAGUUCCUCAAGGAUGGGUGGUGCGUGGAAGCCUUUAAUUUUGCCCAGAGCAGAUACUUUUGUGACCUGAAAGAUGUCCUCAUUAUGGUUGUGGUUGGGUCACUUUCUCAGUAUCAGUUGAUGAAAUACAAACCGAUUAGAGUCUUUGUGCAAAGGAGUCAGUACAUGCAGUGGCCUGAAGACCAUCAAGAUGUAGACUGGUUUUUAAAUACCCUUUCUCACCAAAUUCUGAAAGAAAAAAAAGUGAAAAAGAAAUCCAGUGUUAUAGAAAUGCAAACUGUAAGGACAAUCUCGUAGUUGGGAGGGUUGUUCAUGGUUCAUAUUAUUAGUGCUAUAAAACAGAUUUUUGUAGUUACAUUUUUGCUUGUGGCUUGACAGUUACUUAAAUAUUCUAAAUCCAUUUCCACCUGUGGCAUGGCAGGAAAGAAGUAUGGGCCAUGCUUCAGCUUUCCCUGACAAAUGGAUAGAAUAUAACUUCCUUGGUUUAAGUUUUAAUAAAUAUGGCGUCAGCUUUAAAGUCACCAGCAAAUGGAAUUAACAAAAUUCAAUCACUCUAGGAACUAUGGCCCAUAUUUUCAAAAGAAGUCACCAAGUAUGGGUGUCUCAAAUUUUGGGUGUUCAGAUUAGGACACCAUGGUCUGAUUUUCAGAGAUGCUGAGUGCUCACAGGUCCCCACGACAAUCGAAGGAGUGGGUACUCAGCAAUUACAAAAAACAGGUGCAUGUUAUUGCAAGUUAGGCACCAAAUUUAUAGGAUUCUUGAAAAUUUGGGUCCAUGUGCUGAAAGCCCCCACUAACCAAACUGAAUGGGCACAUUAACUGAUGGCAGUGCCACAUUAAGGUCUUGCAAUGUCUAGUCCUACCAUUCACCACCAGGUCCCCUACUAAGAGAAUGUUUUAGUGGUCAUCAUCCUUGCUUGUGAUGUUGCAUGAUCAAGAUGGUGUAGGUGUAGGUGUUGGGGAAGUCAUGUACAUGUCGCUCACAUACACCCACACACCCACUAUUGGGUACCAUUUUUCACAGAACAUCAUCAUUUUGUAAAGCCACACCACAUAGUAUUCUUUUUUUUUUAUUAUUAUUAUUUUUUUUUUAAGGGAGGGAUUUACCUCUUCCUUAAAGCCAGGCUUGGAAGGAUCACAUUUUUAUCAGUAAAUGUCACUAAACAUCAAUUUCACCGUACAUGUACAAACCAACCCAACAUUUCCAUAAUAAUAAAUGACAUUUAGAAAUAGACCAAGAAAGAAAAAUGCUGCUUAAGAACUUAAUAGAGUUUGAUUUAAGGAUAUUUACUUUGUAUAUUUUGAUAUGUGAUGUUGACAAU
This is a messenger RNA of Trachemys scripta elegans, 4137 nucleotides long. RefSeq names its product toll like receptor 5 (gene TLR5). Lineage: Eukaryota; Metazoa; Chordata; Testudines; Emydidae. Gene Ontology annotation, molecular function: transmembrane signaling receptor activity; protein binding. The transcript is spliced from 3 exons. Gene Ontology annotation, biological process: immune response; inflammatory response; toll-like receptor signaling pathway. Gene Ontology annotation, cellular component: membrane. Bases 534 to 3113 code for a protein of 859 amino acids. The record is from RefSeq and is a predicted model, not a curated record.